AUGAUCUCUAGGGUGUCCUCCUUUGGCAGAUAUUUGCUUGUUCCUCUACUACGACGAGAACUCGGCGACUGCCACUUCCCCUCCAGUCCGCUCUUGGGGAUCUUGGUGGAUGGGAGCAAGACGCUCCAUGCAGCUGGGGUCUUCAAGCCAGAGGUCAAGACACCCUUCCUGGAUAAGGACAGAGGCAAUGCCUUGUUCUAUGUGGGCGCUGAGCGUGCUCAAGAGCUACAACGCUUCCGAGCUGCGGAUGACCUUCGUCUACAGGACAGGGGCAACAGGGGCGACAAGGGCGACAGGAGUGGAGUCCGAGCCCAUCGGCGACAGGAACAGUUCGCAGCAUCCUUUCACUACCGUGUCAAACCAUGCCGAAGGUGCCGCCGGCUCGGAUUUUAG
Molecule: messenger RNA, 393 nt
Organism: Durusdinium trenchii
Lineage: Eukaryota; Dinophyceae; Suessiales; Symbiodiniaceae
Source: the annotation of a GenBank genome assembly